Molecule: messenger RNA, 516 nt
Organism: Soboliphyme baturini
Lineage: Eukaryota; Metazoa; Nematoda; Enoplea; Dioctophymatida; Soboliphymatidae
Source: the annotation of a GenBank genome assembly
AUGCUCUGUGCCGCGUUCCCACACUGUCCUGACAAUGGCCACCGCGCAUCGGCAGCCGUACCGUACUCCACCGCGGCGACGUCGGCGACGGUAGCCGUAAACCGUUGCGCCGAAACCGAAAAGUCUUUAAACGGUACGUGGCCCAGUUCGGCCGAUGAAACGAGGAAAAAGUUGCAGAACUGGAACCCUUACUCCAUUAACCUAUUUCCUUAUUGCGUCAUCUCGCACCAUCCAUCGGGGCUACAGUGCCACCGACGAAUCUGUGCCAGCCGACACGUUCGAGACGAAAUCGGCGUGACACGACCGACGGCCGUGACGGACGACGACGAUCAUCUGCCCCCAAUCCAUGCAUGCAUCGUGGCACCAGUUUCAAGGCUCGCAUCUCCGCCAUUGCCAAGUCAUGUCCUCGUUUGGCUAAUGCACUUUGUACCACAAGAACGAACGAACGAACGAACUUUACAGCGAUUACUUCAAGAAAUGCUACUCGACAAUCACAUGUCACAAGUACUGCUUUAA